CCUUCUCCACACCAUGGAAACCCCACCCACCUGAAGCCAAGAUGUCCAGUAAGCGAGCCAAGGCCAAGAUCACCACGAAGCAGCCACAGCGGGCCACAUCCAAUGUCUUUGCAAUGUUUGACCAGUCCCAGGUUCAGGAGUUUAAGGAGGCCUGCAACAUGAUCGCCCAGAACCAAGAUGGCUUCAUUGACAAGGAGGACUUGCAUGACAUGCUGGCUGCCCUGGGAAAGAGCCCCACAGAUGAGUACUUGGAGGGCAUGCUGAGCGAGGUCCCUGGGCCCGUCACCUUCACCAUGUUCCUGAUGGCGUUUGGGGAGAAGCUGAAUGGCACAGACCCCGAGGACGUGACCCACAAGGCCUUUGCCUGCUUCGGCGAAGAGGCCUCAGGUUUUACCCAUGAGCUGCUCACCACCAUGGGUGACCGCUUCACAGACGAGGAAGUGGACGAGAUGUACCGUGAGGCACCCAUUGACAAGAAAGGCAACUUCAACUACCUGGAGUUCACCCGCAUCCUCAAACACGGUGCCAAGGACAAAGACCACUAGGCCUCCCAAGGCCCCAUGCCCAGCCCCUGUCCCAGUCACCUGCUCCACACACAUACACAGUCUGCACCUGCUCAUGCCCAUGGGUCCCAAUCAGGGGAGUCUCCCUCUGAGGGGUUAGGGCCCAGCCCCCAGUGGAGGAAACAGGCCCAGAGAGAGCAGUGCCAGGCAAGGAUCACACAGCCA
Myotis davidii is the source of this 728-nucleotide messenger RNA. RefSeq names its product myosin regulatory light polypeptide 9. The record is from RefSeq and is a predicted model, not a curated record. Bases 42 to 545 code for a protein of 167 amino acids. The transcript has a single exon. Gene Ontology annotation, molecular function: calcium ion binding. Gene Ontology annotation, biological process: platelet aggregation; myofibril assembly. Gene Ontology annotation, cellular component: myofibril; stress fiber; cytoplasm. NCBI's taxonomy places the organism in Eukaryota, Metazoa, Chordata, Mammalia, Chiroptera, Vespertilionidae.